Messenger RNA from Papaver somniferum (opium poppy), 2585 nucleotides. RefSeq lists its product as uncharacterized. The coding region runs from base 534 to 1475 and encodes 313 amino acids. The transcript has 4 exons. The record is from RefSeq and is a predicted model, not a curated record. Lineage: Eukaryota; Viridiplantae; Streptophyta; Magnoliopsida; Ranunculales; Papaveraceae.
UAUAACAACAAUUGCUUCUCUGUGGAAACGAACUCUUCCUUACCUUGUACUUCAUUUAUAUUUUGUUGAGUAAGAAAGUGAAUUAUUUUUUACGCAUACGACUGCGAUCACCUACUGCUCAAAGUAAGGUUCGUGAUGGUGCCCCUACUCGUUAUGGUAAUUUUCGCCCCUGGGCUUCGAAUUUCGCUGGCAUGAAUUUCAACUAUCAUAUUGAAGCUGUUGACCCAGAUGAGGCUGGUGAUGAGGAGAGUUGCGAGCACGUUUUUCCUUCGAAGAGCUCGAAGAGUGCUGUUACUGUCAAUGAUUCGAAGAAGAAGAAAAUUAGUUCUAUGGAGUCGUCAACCAUGGAGGUUGGAGACUCAGGAAUCCCUGAAGUGACCAAUCCGGUGGGUGACGAGGAUGUUUUUGACGAAGAAUAUGAUGGAACGCAUUGAGACCACUCCUCACGUCAAUGAAGAUACCGAAGAAGAGGCUGUCCCCGAGGGGAACAAGGAUAAUACAAUGGCUGAUCCUGAAGUUACUCCACUCGUCAUAUGGAUGAAGGUGCUGGUCUUCAUUCGUCGGUCCCUGGAACGAUGAACAUCUCGGAGCAAAACCCUAAGUUCUCCUUCGGCAGGAUUUACUCAUUUGGUGAUCAGGUGGACAUUGGUGCCGCGCUGGGGAUGGCUUCAGAGUUUAGGUUGUUGUACCCUAACGACGACUGGGAAGUAACCUCCGAAGACGAUGGUGAAAAGGCGCCUAACGAAGAGGAAAGUUCUGACGGCAAAGAUGUUGAGCGUCGUGCCGCAAAAGAGUCAAAGGGAAAAGGACCGUCUCUGGUGGAGAUACCGCUGGGGAUAAUGAUGAAAGAAAUGCUGAUGAAGGAGACGCUGCUGGUACUUUCGUCUGAAAACUUUGUGGCUGCUGUGAAGGGUGGCGGGGAUGAUGAGACCUUUCAGUGGUUGAAGAAGAUGGGCCUCAUGAAUGUACCUCAUGCUUCCCCAGAGGUUCCCGGGGAGAGGCCCUUUGAUGCCUUUAACAGUCAGUGGAUGCAACUGUCAUCCCGUGAACGAGUUGCCGAAGUCUGGGAACAUGAUAUGGGUGUUACUGCUUCGAGUCUGCUGGACAAUCCUCACACUUAUAUCUCUGAUAUGAUGGCCAUAGAUGACGGUCAUCGGUAUAGUUUCCCUCAACAACGCUUUCUUGAGUUGGUGAAGAGUGAGUACUGCGAUAAUACUUUCUACCAAUUCUUUAAGGCUAAAGCGCUGAAGUUGGAGUCUAAACUUCGUCAGAGGGACGAUGAACUUGAGUCUGCAGAAGAGUCUAUUGGAGCCAAAGAUAAAGAGAUCCAGGAGUUGAAAGAAAAUUUGAAAGAGAAAGAGCAGGCUGGCCCUGCCGAAGAACAGAUUCAUCAGGAGGUAGCUUCUCUUCGUGGAGAUUUGGAGAAGGCGCGUGCUGAAACUUCGUCUUCCAUAGCGGGCGUGCCAGAGAAUUAAUAUGGCUUCGGGGUGAGAGGAAUCACCAAGCUUCGCGGAUUAAAGAGUUGGUUGGAAAGAUCAUAAAGGAAGCAGAUAAGUGGAACGGUCGCGCCGCUCAGCAUAACAAGAUAUUGGUGGACGUGCGCAAGCAGAGAGAUCAUAUGAUAGCAUUAAAAAAUUCUCUGUCUGCUGCUCGUACUCAGUAUGAAGGUGCCAUGGAAUGGACACGCCAAUCUCUCCAUGAGGAUAGGGAUGAGGUUUCUCGACUGGAGGCGAAGGUGACGGACUUGGAAGUGGAGCUCCGUCAAGCCGAUCGUCUCAUGGUCUUGAUGUCCGGGAAUAUAUACAACGGUUAGUUAGGGAGAGAGACGAUGCUAGGGCAUAGGCACAUGCUCUUAGUAAGGCCUUGUCUGAUUCUCGUGCUGAUGUCGCCCGAUUGGUAGAUUCGGAAAAAAACCUGGAAGUUAACAUGUGUAGGCUCACCAAAGGGAUAAAGGAGAUGAGUAAUGAAGUCAACCGUCUUCAUCAUUUAGAUUCUAUGAAGCAGGUAGAGUUGGAUGAGUGCCAAUUUUCUCUUAAAACCUUCAAAUGGACUAUAAGAAAAUUUCCGAUGAAUACGAUUUUCUUGACGAAGAUUGAGACGCUGUAGUUAAUGAGUUUGAGAUAUCCUCGGCUAAUGUCGAAGGUAUACAUUCGUUUGGUUGUGGAUAAAUUCUUAAUUUAUUUAUUCUAACUGUUUUGCUUCUUCUGCUUCAAAGCUCGAGAGGCAACUUGGCCAUGCAAAUGAAAAGCUUGAAAAGGCUCAAUCUGAGCUAGUUAAUCAGCAAGGGAAGACGGAGUACUAUGAAGGGCUAGCGGGGUCUCGAGAUGUAGCUGCGAAGGAAUCAGCGAAAGAAGUCUGGAGUGAGCGUUCCUUCAUCUCAAAAAGAACGUUCUGCCGGUCACACUGAUUUUCCUGAGCCAAAGUAGGACCUUCUGAUAGAAUUGAAGCCUGAUCUUCGUUGAUUAUGUAGCCGUGGGCUAUUUUUUGUGUAUCUUUUGCGUUUUUUGCUUGCUUUCCCAGGCUUGUAAUCAACUCUUAUGAAAUGGAUCAUCAAUGUUCUUUUAAGUAUGUACAAUUUCGAUUCA